Messenger RNA from Mauremys reevesii (Reeves's turtle), 1873 nucleotides. RefSeq names its product maestro heat-like repeat-containing protein family member 7. The transcript has 14 exons. The record is from RefSeq and is a predicted model, not a curated record. NCBI's taxonomy places the organism in Eukaryota, Metazoa, Chordata, Testudines, Geoemydidae. Gene Ontology annotation, cellular component: cytoplasm. Bases 14 to 1873 code for a protein of 619 amino acids.
UCCAGCACACACCAUGGAGGAGGUGGAGGCUGCUCUCUACACCAAAACUUUGAAAACCAUGGAUGAGAUGCUGAAGGCCUUGGUGUGCGAGGAUCAGGAGCCCAACCUUCUGGUGCUGCAAAUCAUCUUGAAGGAAGUGGAGGAGUUCAGAGUCCUGGGCCAGCUGGUGGGGUGUCUCACUCUGUGCUGUGUGGAGCAGGAGCAGGAGAUCUGGCAAUCGGCUGUGGAGGGACUUCACCACCUCUUCUCCUUCAUGCAGCUGCUAAAAUCCAAAAUGCUGGUGAAGCACGGCGCAGAGUAUCGGCAGAUCCUCAAGGACAGUCAAACUGAGAGAGCCUUCUGGGUCACCAACAUCAGCAAUAUCACAUCGCUGUUUGGGAAGUACUUCAACCCAUCCGAGAGCAUGGACUUCCUCCUCGUUGCUAUCGACGGCGUGAGAGACUCCAGCGUCCAUGACGCAGUGACGGCCAGGAACAUGCUGCAUAAGAUCCUGGAGGUUCCCGGCCUAGGCUUGGUGAGGGUGUCAGAGGCUGUGAGGAGCAUUCAUAAGCACCUGGACUCCAUCAGCGAGCCACUUGCCCGGCAGGAGCUGCUCAGGGCCCUUCUCCUGCUGGGUUCCCAGUUCAGCGAGGAGGUGGUCGGAACCCUGCUGGGCUGCUCACUAUCAUGUGACAGUGUUGCUGCGGAGAUGUGGAAGAUGCUGACAUCCCAGCCCAAGAGCACAGAAAAGAUCCUUAGGGAGCUGGUCAGCAGGCUGCAGGGGCAGGCUCCACGACGGCAUCAGCUCUCUCAGAGACCGGCCGGCGUCGCCUCCUUGGCCGCCACAAGAGCCCUAUAUGUGAUCCUGCAGGAGCAGGCCUGCAGGCAGGAAGUGAAGGAGCUCUUCCCUCAGCUCUAUGUCGCGCUGCUCUUCCACGUCACCCACACAGUGCAGCACACUGCUUCGCAGGAGAGGGAGCAUAACCAGGAGGACACGGACGCACCCCUCAGCCCCGUCAGGUUCGCGGUGAAGGCCAUGGAAGCUUUGCUUCUAUGCGCUGGCUACAAGGAGCAGGCCACCUUCAUGAUGAAGCAUGGCCGCUGGGACCUGCUCAUGAGCUCCGACACGCACCACAAAGGUGUCUGCCUGCUUGCCCGGGCCAUGGUUUCGCUCAAUGUCGAGGAGCGAAACUGGAUUUUCCACCAUGUCAUGGCCAUCCUCAAUGAUCGGGACGAUAGGCGGUACGUCCCGGCCGUGGCGCUCUUCAUUCAGCUCCUCAAGUGCCCUGACCUUGGCAGCGAGCUGGAAGACGCCAUCGUGGAAGAGAUGAGCGGGCUGCUGAGAGACCCCAAGACCAUGGUGCGCUGGUUGGCGCUCAAAGGCCUCCUCAAUCUGGCCCUUCACCCAGAGAAGGUGGGGAAACUCCAGCAUCUGCUGCCAGAUGUCCUGGAGCGACUCCAGGAGGUAGACAGAGACCUCAUCCGCAAGGCCAUCGCCGUGCUGAAACACCUCCUCGCCGGCAUGGACAGGCAGAGCGCCAGCUGCGCGGCUGUGCAAGUGGCUGCGCAACUCCUGCCGUUGUUUCAUGAUGUAAGGCCUGGCAGCUCACAGGAGAUCCCAUCAAACUGCAGACAUGUGACCAGCAAGCUCCAGGUGCUCUCCAUCACCCUUUUUAAAGACCUGCUGGAGCUUGUAAGGGGGCCCAACCGGAGGCAGAUGAAGGAGCAUGUGCUCCAGAGCCUGGUCCCACUGCUCCUCCUUGUGCAUGAUGAGCGUCCCAACGUGUCCCAGGUGAUCCACUACAAGGAGAGAGCUGAUGACUUCCUGGGCCAGACCAUGGCCUUCCUGCAGAACCCACAGACUCCAGUUAGGAAGCAGCCAUCAGGUUCCUAG